CCACUCUUGCCGUCUUGCGCCUAGUCCGCUGAUCAGUAAUCAGUCCUGUAAAGAGCACCUUGGGGUGCUCGUGGUGUGUAAAGUUUGUUGUUAGUGUAAGGAUUCAACUUAUUUAUUGACAUUUGAUUACGGCGAGUAGAUUUGUCAAAAUAUGAAUUGUGCCGUGCUUUAACAGCAAACUCCAGCUUCCGUAAAGGUUAAAUUCAACUUAUAACCUAAUUGUUAUUGUCAUGAACAACGUUUAUCUUUCGAUUUCAAAUGUAACCUCUACAUUAUUUAGUUAAUUUAAACUAUAUUACUAAGUUUUAAUUUGACUCUUUGUCCAAUUAUGGCAUCAGUUAAGGUUCCUGAACAAAAAGUAAUUUUGUGUGGAGAAUUUGGUGUUGGAAAAAGCUCUCUAUUUAGAAGAUAUGCCUUUAAUACAUUUGUAACUUCAACAAACAGGCAGUCAACCCUAGGACUUGACCAUUUCAAUAAAGAGUACAAUGUUAAUGGAAAAAACAUUAGGCUCCAGCUGUGGGACACAGGUGGUAUGGAGCGUGUGGCUUCCAUCACAUCUAGUUACUACAAGUUUGCAGAAGCAGCGAUUCUAGUGUUUUCUCUUGACAAUGCCGCUUCUUUCCAUGUGCUCUCUCAACAUUUACUGGAUAUUGUGACAUAUGCAGAAAAUGCAAAAAUAUUUUUGUGUGGUAACAAGUCUGAUCUUGAAGGUGACACACCUCAAGUCACGGAGGCUGACAUGGAGAAUUUUGGGGAACAGUGUCACAAUCUAAUAAGUGCAACGUUCAAGACUUCAUGUAAGACUGGGGAAGGCAUAGACGAAAUGUUCCACGAUAUAGCUCAACAGUUGGUCCUGUCUAACCGCUCACGUAUGGAAUUACAAGCUGUAGACACAGAGUCGUUUAAAAUAUCUCACAGAGAGGAAAUUGCAGAGGACCCUCCUUGUCUCUGUUAGUCAUAAUGAUUGAGCCAUGAUUAUUCAAAGCAAUAUAAAUACAGGGUGUAAAAAUGUCCCGCACGGGAGAAUCUUCUAUUGUAAUACCUGAUACCGGGCCUUAGCAACAAUCAGUGUUACCAAGGGCAGAAACAUAAAUAGCAGCCCUCCUAUGUAUGUAUGUAUAUAUAAAGCCUGUUCUGGAGUAGAAAACUAAUUAUUAACCUAGUUAAAUUUUUAAAUUUCAGAGAUUAUUCUCCUACAAUUCUCUCUGGGUAUGCCCUUGUACUGUAGACUGUGUUAUUCAAAAACACUACUUCUUUUAUGUGUAGAGUAAAUUAUUAUAACAAUCAUUAUGGCUUAAUUGACCUAAUUAUCAUUGAAAUUAGUGUAUUGUAAAACAAAAACUAGGAGUUUCACUUUUUUGUAUCAAGAUAUUGAGUCAUGAACUGAAGUGUGAUCUCAUACUUUGAAAAUGGUUGUGUAAGAUAGAAUAUGAUGUACUUUAUGCCAAUUACUUGUCUAUAACAUUAAUGACGUUGAAAAUAUAUUUGCCAAAAUGUGGAAUACAGUUCUAACUAUCCAAUCUAAUUUGUAAAUUUUGACAAUCGAGAUCUGAACAUGUCUAGUUAAAUUUUAAAAGCGUUAUCAUCCUUACGGUUAUAUAUUUGUCUGCCCACUUUGAAAAUGAGUCUUGUUGGCAGAAUUGUGCUUUGAGAUACUUCUGUAAUUAUUAUUUAUGUCUUAAGAUAGUUAAAAAUGCCUACAGUUUUAAGUAUCCGAUUUCCCCUGUACGUAUGUGGAAAUGGAAAUCCUCUCUGUGGUUCACAUGAAGUUCCUAAUUAUCAAAUCUGUCUAAUCAGAUGUAUACUCGGAUUAAUUCCACAAAUCUAGACCUUUUUUGUGUAGUUUCACACUAUGACAAGACAAUUCAACAUAUAUUUUUGUAGCCCCAGGGUUUAAGCUGUGCUAGCAUUUAUCACAUUUUGCGAAACAAGCCGAGAAAAUUCGAUGCUGUUGGGGAAAGUUGUCGCAAAAUUUCGAUGAAAGCAAGAAAGAACUAGCCAAAAAAAAGUAUAUUGCAUUUUGAAAAUCAGUAUACAGCGUUAAAAAUAUUGUUUUUCAAUGAUUCUAUAUGAUCAUACAUUUUAUCAUCACAUUUAAUUUUAUGUAUAUAAAAUAUUAGAUAUGUUCCAAACUGUCUGGUUGGAAGAUGCUUGCCUACUCUGGGAUCAAAAAGGAAAAAUAGAUACCUGAGUUUGAACGUUACCAACAAACUAAUAGAGCUAAAUUUAUGGGAGUAACAUUGUUGCUAAGAAAAGUUUCACCUCAGCUUAAACCCUAUUUAGUGUUAUUAUAUAUCUGACAUUGCAAUCUGUCAUAUCAAUUAAAAUAUAUAGUCAUAUGGUUAUAUAGGCAGUAGGAUUGGCUUUUGUGUAAUUAACCCUCCAAGCGUCCAUCAAUGCAAUUUGCUUCUACUUGGACGUUUACUAAGUGCAAUACACACAAAUCCCGUUUAUAAACAUUCACUGCUUAAUUCACUUUACCGGUGUUAUUACCGGUCAAAUCCGUUCAAAAGCUCGUGAGUUUUGAUUUCUCUUUAUCCAUUUAGAUCUAGUGAGACAAGUGAUAUUCAUUUUCAAAUUUAUGUAAGUGAUUUUUUUAAUUUAGUUGAAGCAGUUUCAAGCACAUUAAGGGCAGAAAAAAAUAAUUAAUUUAAUGUAAACAUUAUAAAUUUCUGUAUUCAGAACUAAAUUUUAUAAAAUUUGGCUAUUUUGAUUUCCUGAUAUAUAUAUAUAUAUAUAUAUAUAUAUAUAUAUAUAUAUAUAUAUAUAUAUAUAAAUUUCAAAAACAUAGAUACUUUUUUUUAAACAAAGAUUUUGCAGCUGCUGAUAUAAAAUUCUUUGUUUCACACUAAUACGGUCUGAUUCUACAGUUCUACAGCUAAAAAAUGGUAUACAACACUUUCAAUAUAUAAUUUGAUUGAUUUUUUUAUAAAUUUUACAAGAACCCCCAUGAAAUUGAUGUGCAUCAACAAAAAUAUGGUGACACUCGGAGGGUUUAAUAAAAUAAUGCAAUAACGAUAUAACGUUUGUGUGUGAAUAUUUCAUGAACUGUUCAGUUAGAAAUUGCAAGCUGAAUUUUACAGUAAUUUGCAUGGAUCUUCUUUAUCGUUGGUCCUGGCAUUGUGUAGAAAUGUUACAAACUGCUUACUUUGGUCAAGCAGACACAACUUCUUGAUUAGUCUCAGCUGCCCUGUUCUUGGUCAGUGAAUGAUGGAUGAAAGGUUGCACUAUGUCAUCAGUAGACUCCAUGUUUGAGUGUCCAACAACAGAGGCUUGUAAAGAGAAAUCUCAAACGUUCCAAGAUAAAGAAAUCUGUUUUUUUUUUUUUUAACUGAAACCUCCACCUUUACAUGUGACUUCUUAUUCGGAAGACAUCAAGAGAAUAAAUGACCAUGCUAUCAACUAUUUUAGCUUUUUCUGGCACUGAGAGAGGAUGAAACUGGCCACUUGCUCCAGAUUAAUACUGUACUCUGAUAGGAUGCUCAUUCAAAAUGUCACGUGAACUCUCAUUAUUUAUGAUAUAACUAUGAAUAUUUGACUCAUUAGCUAUUGUAGCUAAAGAAUUAAUCGACUACUGUAAGUGGUGAUGGUAGAGUGUAGGUUUGUUAGAAAAAUCAUACUAGUUACUGAAUUGUAGGGGUCUAUGAGAUGGCUGUAGAGUAUUCUACCGGUGACUUGCUUUGAUAUCACCUGAUGACAGCACUGUAAUUCCUGGGUGGCCACAGACCUGUUAUCCAACAUUAUGUAUUCUUUCUCCAUGUGAAUUCAUUUCACAGAGUAUUUGAAAGUUUUACACAUACUACUUUCAGUGUUUAUUAGUUACUUAAUUAUUGUUUUUCUAACCUGAUAAAGUACAGAAAAUACUUCUUGUAUAAAACGUGUCUUAAAACUGUUUCCUAAACCCAAAAGUAGAUUGUGUUUUAUCGGCCGAGAGGAGAAACUUCACGUCUUUCUGUCUGUCCGCACAAUAUAUCGAGAACAAACUGAUUUAUAGACUUUUGUACAUAAACUCAUUUCUGUACAAACAACAUUAGGUUUGAUGAUGGUGCAUGUCACUCCAUGGGGUUUGGCGGAACAUCAUUGAAACCUAUCGCUCUGUAGGAUAGUAUAAUAAUUUCUCUUUUUGUUGGGGAAUGUAAAAAUGUUUUCUCUGUUUGGUUGUUGUCUGUCAGUUUCCUAAGAUUGAUAAAUUUUAAAUUUUGCAUGCAACCUCACCGAAGUCUAUUAUAUGUCACAUGAUGUGACAUACUCCUACCUUGUUUUAAAAUUUGGUUAGUUAACUUGAAAACCAAAAAUUUUAAUAGUACUAUUUUAUAUCAGCAAAAUAUAUAUUUUGAAAUUAAAUGUUGAAUUACUCAAGUAUGCUAAUACUGUAAGUAGGUCUGAUAGUUAGAGAGAUGCAGAUGAUACUGGCACUUAUUAAGUGAAAGUGGGUACUCAUUAAUCUAGAGCAUUAUAUUAUAUCAUUGCUUUAUUGCAUCAGAUCAAUCAACUACGUAUCUGAUCUAGGUAUUAUAAAACAAUUAACAGUGACCAAAAUGGGAGUCACUGGUAAAUUAUUAGUACUUUUCAUUACUCAUUAAUCAACAUUACUUAUGGUCAUCACUACUUCACCGUUUCAUGAAUGAAUUAUUUAAGGUUCAAAGAUAGAUUUCUUAGAACAAUUUAUGAAACUUUAUCCCAGUACGAUAAGUUACCUUAAUAGCCGCUACCUAAUAUUGGGAAUUAUGGAGUUUUUUAAACAGCUAAAAGCAAAAGAUUUAACCAUAGCAAUCUGAUGAAUUGUUUAAAUACAGUUUUUGUUCCCAAAAACAAACAAACAUAGUAGAAACAUCGGGUGGACUAAUGCUUCUAGUUGUCGAAUGAGACAAUUCAAUUCAUGUGGAUUACAUUAUGUAUUCUCACCCUAAAUACUUCACUGCUCAAUAAUACCUUAGAUAUAUAUCUCUAGACUGCAUACAAAAAGUUUUGAAAUGAUUUCUGUCACAUAAUCUCUAUCAAUUACGGUUUUAUUUAAAAAAUUAUAAUUACCCACUUUUUUCUAGUCUGUGAUUGUAAUUAUGUGCAGGGUGUUCUAGGGUACAAAAGUAUACCAUUUUUAACUUUUUAAAUAUCGAUGAAUGUAAUUUUCUUAAUGAAUGUGUAUUUUAAUUUGAUACAGAGUUAUUACUAAAUGAAAUAGCACUUUUCUGUUAAAACUAUUUUAUGUAAGAAGUAUAAAUUAACUAAUAAUGUUUCGUAUAACUUAACUAAUAAUAUUUUCUAUAACUUGAUUGUUGUUCAGUAAUCAAUCCUUCUUGAUCUAUGUUUUAUUUUGACCAACUUAUACUGAAACAAGAGACUGAAAAAUAUACCAUGCCAUAGGAAAAGAUAGCACCAUUCCAGACUAAUUUAUUAUCCAUAGAUAGAUUACUGUGUGGUCUAGUCAUGUUUUUUAUACAUAAAUCGUAAUAGAUAACAAUGCAAUAUUUAUAAAGUAAAACAAAACAUAGUUUCUAUAAAUAGAUUUUUUUCAUAUUAGAAAAGUACAAAAGGUUGUUUAUUGAGAUAAAUGUUUUUAUUCAAGCACUAAAAAGUAGAAGAUUUAACCUAUACCAUAUAUUUUUUAAAUAGUUUUUCUAAGACAUUUUUAUUAUCAAGCUCAUUUAGUUCAAAUUCUGCAUUUCAACUGUAUGAUUAUAGGACUGGAUAUUUGGAACUGUACUACAUUGUCUCAUGACUGUAUACUGAUCUUUUUAUAUUUUAUAUAGAAUAGGAAAUAAAGUAAUUAAUAUAAUUCAUAUCAAUUUGUCUAUGAUGUUUUUAUAUGAGAAUCAAAAUUUUUAUAUGCUUCAUACGUGUAUUUGACAUAAACGUAAUAUGUCAAUCUUAUUGUGAUCGUAGAGUGAUAUUUACUUACAAACAUUAUCAAAAACAAUGCUUUAUAAACUUAAGGAUGUUUUGAUAGUACUAUCAUUGCUCCCAUUAAAUCAUGAAUCUCAUUUAUUUUUAUCUUACCUCUAUAAUUUGGCUAAGCUUAUUUGUGUAGUAUUUAUAUUACCUAAUACGUAUUAAGAGUCGAAUUUGAUAAAAAUAUUUUUACUGCAAUACCUUAUUAACAACAUUUUAGCAUGAAAUCGUUUCUUUGUUUAAAGUGUGUUAUUGUCAAUGUACAUUAAAUCAAUGUACAACACAACAUUAAAUAUAUUUAUAAUAACUUCUCUUAUUCAAAUAUUGUACAGCAUUGUAUACCUUUAUUUUUAACCCAGUUUAAGUAACAAUUGAUUUGAAAACCAUUUUCACUAUUGUAGAACUUCUAUAAUUAUUAGUUUUGUUGUAUGUUUAAAGUAUUUUAUAAAGUAAUUUCUAAAAUCUAUGUGAGUAAUUUUUUAAAAUGUUUUCUAUUACUUUAUUUGUUAAACAUAUUAUAUAUACAUUAAUAUAUUGAAAUGUGUUUUAUGUGUCCUUUUUAUUAUUUUUGAAGGUAUUGCAGUACUGUGAUUAUCUGGUGCAGAAUUUGUUUUAAUAAUUUAAGCUUACUGUUUGAUAGAUUUAUGACAUUGUUUUAGUAUUAUAAUAGUUGAGUGAUUUAUGCUUUUGCACAAGUUUUAUAGUAUUUAUGCUGUCAGUGUUAAAAGUUGUUUUGUUUAAAAGCUUAUAAUAUUAAAUACUUUAAAUGCAAAUAAAAAA
Homalodisca vitripennis (glassy-winged sharpshooter) is the source of this 6669-nucleotide messenger RNA. RefSeq names its product ras-related protein Rab-19 (gene RabX6). The transcript has 4 exons. Gene Ontology annotation, molecular function: GTP binding; GTPase activity. The record is from RefSeq and is a predicted model, not a curated record. Lineage: Eukaryota; Metazoa; Arthropoda; Insecta; Hemiptera; Cicadellidae. Bases 329 to 955 code for a protein of 208 amino acids.